Molecule: messenger RNA, 2304 nt
Organism: Malassezia restricta
Lineage: Eukaryota; Fungi; Basidiomycota; Malasseziomycetes; Malasseziales; Malasseziaceae
Product: MFS family protein
Exons: 1
Coding region: 1-2304 (767 amino acids)
Biological process (GO): transmembrane transport
Cellular component (GO): brush border membrane
Molecular function (GO): transmembrane transporter activity
Source: RefSeq, a predicted model, not a curated record
AUGACUGAAGACAGUGUUCUGGGAAAACACGGGCUCGGAAGUAAAAAUCAACCUCGUUCACCUCUUCAUACGCAGGAGAGGCUGCAAGUGUCCGAAUCGACUGGUCUUUCGCAGGAAUCCGGAGUUCCGCCGCCCUUAUCGUUCAAGCGUCGAUCGCGAGAUGUCUCGUUAGGAUUCUCAGGUAUGCGGCGAUGGAUCGGUCAGGAUUCAAACAGGAAUAGCUCUGUGUUUUCGGCACGCCAUCGAGCAAAUAGAGCUUCGGAUGGCUGGGAGCAUCCUGGUCGAUAUGUGAGUGCGAGUCAAGUUAGUGUACCAUCAAUUUUGCCAUUGAAACCACCCUCGUCGCAUUCCAACCCCAUUCCUACGCUGCCAUAUACAGUUCUUUGCAUGCUUAUAUUCGGAGAAUUUUGUUCAUCUGGUGUGGCCGGCCCUUUCUUGUUUUUCAUGCUAAAAGACUAUGAUCUCGGCGACGAGAGUCGAGUGGGCUUCUGGGCUGGGAUUGUGGCUUCGCUGUUUUUCUUGGCCCAAUUUCUUACAUCGCUCAUGUGGUCGUCUGUCGCGGAGAAAAAGGGAAGCCGAUUCGUUUUGCGAGCCUCCAUGAUCGGUAAUUCUCUGUCACUCAUCGCAUUCGGCUUUGCUCCGAACUUGCCGCUAGCGAUUCUUUUUCGCCUUUCCCAAGGAUUUUUCAACGGUGCUGUUGGUGUUGCUAAAGGUGCUGUGCGUUCACUCACUGAUGAAACAAAUGAAGGCCGUGCUUAUGCACAAAUGGGAUUCUGGUGGGGCAUGGGUGGUAUUGUUGGUCCUAUCCUUGGCGGCGUACUGGAACAUCCUGCGACCAAGUAUGCAUGGCUAUUUGGACGGAGUCAAUUUCUUCAUGCACAUCCAUACGUGCUUCCGUGCAUUUUAGCAGCAACAAGUACCAUUAUCGGUGCGUUCCUGAGUUUUUUUCUCGAGGAGGACCUAAAGCCCUCCGUAGGUGCGAUUCAUCUUCCUGAGGAGCCCCAAAACAUUAUUCGUUCCCCGUCUCAGGAGGAUGUAGAACGAAGCGGAUGGUCAUUCACAAGCUCCGCAUGGAGUCGUUUGCGAGGACGGCAUUCAUUGCAACAACCUCGAUGGCCUCUUGCGUUUGGACCUCGCACGCGUCAAGUGUCUUCAGGCACCGCUUAUGGCUACCAUGAGCCGAGGCGCUUGCGGUGUGUGUCCACCGCCAGUCGCAUCUCAAGUGAUGCAGGACCUGGAAUGCGAUCUCCUGAGCUUCUCACGACAGAAGAUCUGCGUGAAUAUGACCACGAAGAAAAUAAGCGCAAGUCUCUUGUCGAAAGAUUUGUUCUGUCAAAUGAUGAUGCAGUUUUAUCUCUCACUGAUCUCUGGGUGGCAGCUGCUGCAAAUAUGGAAGAAGACAGGCAUCGUGAAAGCGAGAGUGACGCCAUCCAGGAAGAGGAUGAAUGGGAUUAUCAUGACAGCGAGGAUGAUACUUCACAUCCUUUCCAUUCAACACCGUCCUUAAUACCCACUCAGACAUCUUCGUCCUAUGUCCCUCCGUUGCACUUCGCACGUGCGAGCAAGUUGCAUCGUACGCACGAGGAAACCAGUCGACAGGCCAUCAAUAUGUCACCGUCUUCACCUCCGUCACGUACUAUACCCUCAGCAUCACCCAUUUGGAUGCUGCCAUUAGUCGUGAUUGGACACUACAGUGUUUUGUCUUUUCACUCGUCUAUGUUCGAUCAAGUAUUCAUGGCAUUUCUUGUAACACCCGAACCCAGUGGGGGCCUGGGUCUUACGGCGUCCCAUUACGCCGGUCUCAUCGCUACUAUGACGCUAUGCCAGCUGCUGUUCCAAUUUCAACUAUACCCAAGUCUCGGCCCGCCGAAUGGUUCACUGUCACACUUGUCUGUUUUACAAACAGGUGUACUUCUAUACUUACCUUGCUAUGUUCUCUUCCCAUUCCUGCGUUCCUUUCUUCUCCCCAAUACAGAUGCAGCCGUCAUGCUCGGUAUGAUCGUUUUCGCGGCUCUGCGCUGGCUCGCCAACAUUCUCUCGUUCACGUCAGUCAUGGUGCUUUUAAAUGGAUGGACGCCCCUGCAUCUCGUGCCGCUUGCCAAUGGCCUUGCUCAGACCAUGAGUAGCUUCGCACGAUGUAUAGGACCGAUCACGGGCGGUACCAUCUGGGCACACAGUAUUCAAGGCGGGCCAUACGCCCAUGCAUGGCCCUUUAAUUUUCACCUGGGUUUCUGGGUCGUAGGCCUUGUGGCGUUCACUGGUGCCAUACACACACGCUUUAUUCGCGAGGUAACUUUUCCUUAG